AUGGCCAACCUACUUCGUACCUCUCUGUUAAAGUCUUUGCUCAAGUCUUCUUCCUUGGCUCAGACACGCAAAGUGCGUUCGGCGUCCUUAAUACAACAGGUGCCUGUGAGAAUUAACACUUUGCCUUCAGGCAUUCGCGGUUUCUCCGCGACCCGUUUUCGGUCGUUGCCCGCUGCUUCAAUUGACAGAGAAUUGGCUUCAAAACUGACUGACGAACUCAAAUAUGAGAAAGAAAACGAAACUUCCGUACAAACUCCCGAUUUCAUAAAAAACUUUCUUUCCCAAAACUCCUUCAAAAUAGAAGAUAAACCUGGCGCAAACGAAGUCGCGCUGACGAGAACGUUUGGCAACGAAAGAAUCCGUUUGCUUUUUGAUAUCAAUACUUCCGAACAGUCAGAUCAAAGCUCGUUUGCUGGGGACGAGGAAGACGAAGAAGACGGCGCCGGUAAAGGUGCCCUAGGAUUCGAGUCAUUAGUCGCCGAUGGUGUUUUCCUUAUAAAUUACGUGUCAUACUACCACGAUGCUAAACUGGCAGGCGAUUGGACGGCUGAGGCUGAUUGGAAACGAAGGGGCUACUAUCCAGGCCCGCAAUUUGAAACCUUGGAUAAUGAUGUACAAGUUCUUUUUGAAAAGUAUUUGGAAGAACGAGGUAUAAACACUGCUGUGGCUCUAUUCAUUCCAAAUUACGUUGAAUACAAAGAACAAAAAGAGUAUGUUUCGUGGUUGGAAAACGUGAAAAAAUUUAUCGCAUCACCAUAG
Molecule: messenger RNA, 759 nt
Organism: Acaulospora morrowiae
Lineage: Eukaryota; Fungi; Glomeromycota; Glomeromycetes; Diversisporales; Acaulosporaceae
Source: the annotation of a GenBank genome assembly